This is a messenger RNA of Aspergillus aculeatus ATCC 16872, 972 nucleotides long. RefSeq lists its product as uncharacterized. Lineage: Eukaryota; Fungi; Ascomycota; Eurotiomycetes; Eurotiales; Aspergillaceae. Gene Ontology annotation, cellular component: cytosol. The coding region runs from base 1 to 972 and encodes 323 amino acids. Gene Ontology annotation, molecular function: aldose reductase (NADPH) activity. The transcript is spliced from 7 exons. The record is from RefSeq and is a predicted model, not a curated record.
AUGUCCCUCGGACGUACCUUCAAGCUCAACUCCGGCUACGAAAUCCCCGCCGUUGGCCUGGGUACCUGGCUGUCCAAACCCCAUGAGGUCGAAGACGCAGUCGAAGUGGCUCUGCGAACAGGAUACCGUCAUAUCGACGGUGCCCCUGUCUACCGGAAUGAGAACGAGGUCGGGAGGGGCUGGAAGAAAUCGGGCGUGCCUCGAGAGCAGAUCUUCUUAACUAGCAAGCUCUGGAACACGCACCACCGCCCCGAGCAUGUGGAGGAGCAACUCGACAAGACCCUGGAAGACCUCCAGACCGAUUAUCUGGAUCUAUACUUGAUCCAUUGGCCAGUGGCUUUCGAGUAUGCUGGGGAAGAGCUGAAGCCUGUUGAUCCGGUCACCAAGCGUUUCAAGUUGGCCAACGUCCCUAUCGGCGAUACCUGGAAGGCGAUGGAGAAGCUCGUUGAGUCAGGCAAGGUCCGCAGUAUCGGAGUCAGCAACUUCACCCAGGAACAUCUCGAGGAGCUCCUUCAGACCGCGGAGAUCCCGCCAGCUGCCAGCCAGAUUGAGGCGCAUCCUUAUCUGCUACAGCCUGAGUUGAUUCAGUAUCUCAAGGACAAGGAUAUCCUACCUAUCGCAUACAGCCCUCUUGGCAACAACCUUGCCGGCCUUCCGCGUGUCAUCGACGACCCUUUCAUCAAGCAGCUAGCCAGCUCGCUAAACCAAGACCCCGCCACAUUGCUGAUCUCCUGGGCCGUGCAACGUGGUACUGCCGUGCUAUCCAAGAGCGUGACACCAUCUCGGAUUGAGAGCAAUUUUCAGGAUGUCAUCCUUCCCGAGCACAUCUUCGAAACUUUAAACAGGCUGGAUCGCCACCUGCGGUACGGAUUUCCGUUCCAGUGGGGCCUGGAUGUCUUCAAGGAGGUUGGUGCAGAGGAGACCGAGAGGCGAGCGGAGGAGUUUGCUGCGAAGCAACGACAGCAGUCAUGA